UCGACUGUAUGAUGGCGUUGCGUCACUAUGAAAGGAGACACGAGACGUUUCAUAUAUUGAUUUGAGAUAUCGUUUUAUGUAACUUUUAAAGCGUAUGUUCUUUAUAUAGCACAAAGUUAAAACAUGGUGACGUGUUUUGUAGUAUUCAGGUCAAAGAUUUCGUAACAUUUGUCAUCGAGGGACACUGACGUAUAAUCAUCGGGUUGCCUCUGGUCCAGUGUCAAGAUGCCAAUAGACAGAAUGAGAAUGCGCCCCUGGCUGGAGCAGCAGAUUACAAGCGGGCUCAUUCAGGGUCUUCAUUGGGUCAAUGAGGAGAAAAGGAUAUUUCAGAUACCCUGGAUGCAUGCAGCCAGGCAGGGAUGGGAUUUGGACAAGGAUGCACCUUUAUUUAUGAACUGGGCGAUUCACACAGGAAAAUACCGACCUGGUAUUGACAAACCAGACCCUAAGACAUGGAAGGCAAACUUUCGCUGUGCAAUGAAUUCUUUACCAGACAUUGAGGAGGUGAAAGAUAAAAGCAUAAAAAGAGGAAGCAAUGCUUUCAGAAUGUAUAGGAUGCUCACUCCGACUGAAAAAGCUGUGAAGAAAGGCAAGAAAAAGAUUGACCUAGAGCAAAGAUCAAAAAGGGUUUUUCAGAAACGGAAAGCAAGCACUCCUCGAAAAUAUAAAAUGCUAAAACAACUAGAGGGGAUGAAGGAAGAAACUGAAAUCAGGCCAGACAGCACUGUACUAUUUGCUGAGCAUGAAUACUACCUUAUGCCCACAUCACCUAUAAGGCAGAUGACUGUUGGAGAACUAACUGAUGUGUGUGCAGUUGUUGAGGUCGGCACAGCAGACGAAGAUCUUUCUAUUAGGUCUACUGAAGGGUCUUACCCUCUCCAGGAUUCACAUAUUUCAUCUUGCAGCGAUAGUGACACAGAGAGCACACACAGUGAAGAUGAUUUAGUGCAGCUUCCUCAGGACCUGUCUUUAAAUGCUUCGCAAAGAUCAUCGAGCAGUUCCGUGUUAAAAAUCCCACCUUCAGAUCAAUCUCCAACAUUCAGCACAUUAGGAAAAACUAAUUUUAGAGUGACCAGCUACAGAGAAGACUCACCCCUCAUUGCAUAUAAUACUGCUCCAUGGCUACCCUUCCUGUUUAACUCACAGAAUGAAGUGCAACCCUUGAGCCUGACCCCUACACUGGAUCUCACCUGCAGCCCAACUCGGGCAAGUGUGAUAGCAGACGCUAUCGAUCUUUCCGUUACAAAAGGCAAAGCACAAUGCUGAAGAC
This is a messenger RNA of Triplophysa rosa, 1270 nucleotides long. RefSeq names its product interferon regulatory factor 2a (gene irf2a). Gene Ontology annotation, cellular component: nucleus. Gene Ontology annotation, molecular function: RNA polymerase II cis-regulatory region sequence-specific DNA binding; DNA-binding transcription factor activity, RNA polymerase II-specific. Lineage: Eukaryota; Metazoa; Chordata; Actinopteri; Cypriniformes; Nemacheilidae. The record is from RefSeq and is a predicted model, not a curated record. Bases 226 to 1266 code for a protein of 346 amino acids. The transcript has 9 exons. Gene Ontology annotation, biological process: regulation of transcription by RNA polymerase II; immune system process.